Molecule: messenger RNA, 3399 nt
Organism: Marasmius oreades (fairy-ring Marasmius)
Lineage: Eukaryota; Fungi; Basidiomycota; Agaricomycetes; Agaricales; Marasmiaceae
Exons: 4
Coding region: 225-2894 (889 amino acids)
Cellular component (GO): cytoplasm
Source: RefSeq, a predicted model, not a curated record
CCUAGACGUGCACUCGUCCCUUCCAUACCUCCAUCUUCUCCCUCUUAGAUUCCUUUUCUCUUCUAGACGUAUCCUCUACAAACUGUAUCAAAAACGCUAGAUUUUUUUUUAAUUCCCUCUCAAGAUCUCUAUUACAAGAGAGCUUUUCGAAGAUCCGGUUCCCAGGGUUUCGUCUGUUACAGCCUCACGUCUCUAAAAAGAUUUAAACUCUCGAGAAAUCCUACAUGGCGACCUUUGACCAGCUCGACAAACUCGGGGUCCGUUUCCCUGGUUCUACAGGCAACUCAAACUCGAGUAUCAACGAAGACCGACCGAACAGAUUCACGACAGAAACCGGCCCACCUCCGUUAUCCCAUCGUGAACGCGCUGCGUCUCAACCACCUCGAACUUCAGACCAACCAUUCUUGUCGUCGCCCAUCAUACCAUCCUCUAGAAGUCCGUGGAGCACUCAAGGGAAUACAGGAAGACUGCUGAGUCCGACUACAGGACCAGGAGGAGGGGGCGGAGGAGCCCGAGCAAUACCGGUACCUAUCCCAUCACGCAGCGCAUCAUUCUCAACACACUCGACACAACAGCGAAACUCGACGACAUCAUCUUAUUUCGCAUCUACAAUGCGCGACAGGUCCUUCUCUUCCACCUUCGAGGAUGAGGAGGACCUAGCAGAAGAUUACGCUGACGAUGGAGGAGGGGAUUACGAUUUUGUGGGGAGAGGUUUCUCAAAUAACUCUAACUCUGCCAAUGGUGGGGGUGGGGGUGGGAUGGGCGGCAUGUCGCCGAGUAUGAAUCGGGGAAGACAGGUUGCACCGGAGUGGUCGAGAAGUCGAUCUCAGUCACUUGCAGCUACAACUGCUAGAGCUGCUCCGAUGUCUAUUGGGAAUUCGUCCUAUGGUCACCAGGCAGGCACUGGGUCUGCUUAUGCUAGCUGGAAUGAAGGUUUACUUAGUGGUUCGAAUUCGUUGAACAUUCCGGGUACGCUUGGUAGCGGUGGGAGAUGGGGAGACAUCAGAUCUCCCGUACGGAAUCCGACUGAUAUAUCCAACCAAUCUCCAUUCGUUCGAGAUGUCGGCCAGAUCCUCCUCGAAGAAUCAUCUCAGUUUAAACAGUUAUGGGCGCAACAACAGGGAAGACUCGACCGAGAUGAAAUUUUAUCGAGCGGCGUUUCUCGACUCGGUGGUACAGGAUUCACUCGUAAUGUCGGGAGUGGAAGUUAUUUAGGCGGUGGUGGGAACGGGAAUAUAUACGGCGCGAUUGGGGCUGGACUUGCUGGUGGGUAUGGCUAUGGUGGAGGGGGAAUGGGAAGUGGAACGUCGAGUCGACGACAUAGUGUUAGUGUUGUCCAACCUCGAAGGGGUGUUCAGGUUGGGUUUGAUGCUGGUGGCGGUGGUGUGGGGCAAAAUGAAGUAUUUGGGGAUGAGGGCGACUCUCCUCGUGGAGUGAACGAGAACACUUUGGUGGGCAUGCCCAUGGCCAGCGGCGGUGCUGGUGCUGGUAACAGCAGUUCUGGAACCGGAGGUGCUGGCGGGUUGAUGCUGUCCGAUGAAGACCUUCUUGGACCGGGAGGCGAUAUGGGUAUGAGAAUGCUGAACCUGAAUAGUCGCUUAGAUGCACAUCUCCAGUCACAACGAGAGGGAACUAGCCCAAGCCAGAGGGACAGUCAGCAGCACACCCCUCAGAGCCAUGCGCCUGGGAAUGCGUCAGCUUCUUCGUCUUUACCCAUAUAUGCCCCGCUUUCCCGAAGCCCCCCUGCUGCAGACGAUCUUGUCUCAAACUACCGGACAUUGACUCUCAACCCCAAUGUUGCUGGCGAUGGCUCUUCGAGAGGGCACACGCCAAGCGACCGUGGUGUCAGUCCCGGUCAACCACAGCAACAGCAGCAGCAACACUUCUUCCCCUCCCAGUCGGGUCCACAUCAACAACAACAAUUCAACCCACCUCAUAAUGAGGGCAGCUACGCGACUCGUGUGAGAGCUCCUUCUCAGAGUGGUGGGAUGGGUGGACCCGCAUCGCCAAUUUCCCCCACCGGCGGCUCAAGAGGCGCCGGAAUCGGUCUUGUUCAGGCAAUCACCCAGCAACAACAACAGGCAUAUUUUGGGCACCCGCAACACCCGCAACACCAGCAACAACCUCAUCCUCAUUCACCCCACCACCACCACCAACAGCAGCAGCAGCAGCAGCAGCAAGGCCACCAUGGCCAGCAUGCUCGUCAAGUCUCCAAUUCUCAGGAUGCAGGCGAGCAAGGUCUAGGCAAAGGACUCCCUCUUUCUUCCGUCCCGUCCUCUUGGCCGCUUUUCAUCGUCGAGUUUAAAGCUGGGAGAACGGAUCUGUUUUACCUUACCGAUCAGGUGGCAUCUAACCUGACACAAUCUCAGAUGAACGGACAUGUUGGGGAGAAACCUGUUAAAGUGGGUGAUCUUGUUAUUGUCGAGGCCGACCGUGGGAGGGAUUUAGGUCGAGUGGUGAAUGAUUGUAUUACUGUGAAUGAGGUUGAGAGGUGGCUUGAGACGAGGGAGCAUCAGCAAGGGCAGUUUGGAUCUCAGUGGGGAGAUCAGCCUAUGAGUCCCGGAGGUGCGGGGGGAGGAGGAGGUAGUGCGAAGAAAGAGAUUAAUCCGAAAAUGAUUUAUGGAAAGGCUGGAGCACAAGAAGCUACACAGCUGGCCAUUAAGAUGCAGGAUGAGGCAAAGGCGUUGCAGUUGUGUCAGAGUAAAGUUAGGUCGAAGAAGUUACCGAUGGAGGUUGUCGAUGCUGAGUAUCAGUGGGAUCGACGGAAGUUGACGUUCUAUUUCGUAGCGGAGAAGAGGAUCGACUUCCGGGAGCUAGUCCGAGAGUUAUUCAGGUUGUAUAAGACUAGGAUCUGGAUGGCUUCGCUACAGAGUAGUGGUGGGUUUGAGCUAUGAGGUGUGUUCAAAAGCAAGAAAGAGAAGAAAAACCUGGCCGUAUCAUCUCAACGGCAUAGUAUGCAACCCAUUCAAAAACUCCCGUCGAAAAACCGAUGAUUUAUUAAAGGCGAUCCGAACCUCUUUUUCCCCUCCGACAAGUCCCUUUCUUCCCGCCGAAAUCGAAUUUUUGUACUUGUUUCUCCUACCAAAAUCCGUUGUUUUCCUCGAUUCCUAUCUUUGGCCACCCUGGACUACUUUCCCUUCUCCGGCCCCUCCGUUAAGAGUUAUAUUAUCUAUAUAUCGUUUGUGGUUUCCCGCUGCCUGGAAGUCUUAUGCGACACUUUGUACAACACCCACUUUGCCAAUGCCCUACAGUUUUUUCCCUCCUCUUUUUUUGAUCCCCUCUCUAUGUUUCGUGAUACAUCGGUUUUAUCUUUACUCUGCUCUGCCUCCUACUUACUUACAACAUUGUACAAUACAUUAUCGUCGUCGUACUCUCUUCCUGUUGUCUCAUUCCCUCUGU